UUCCCGGAAAUCCAACAAGUCGAAGCAGAGCAUCAUGUUGCUAAUGAAAACAAUGAUUAGCGUGAAGCUGACAUAACCACGUAUCAGAAGAUUUUUCUUGGUAAAUAUCAUGGAGCAGUACACGAUCCUAGGACGCAUUGGAGAGGGAGCACAUGGCAUUGUACUGAAGGCAAAACACACAGAGAGUGGUGAGGUGGUUGCCUUGAAGAAAGUCCCUCUGCGGAAUCUUGAUGAUGGAAUUCCAAACACAGCACUGAGAGAAAUCAAGGCUCUACAAGAGAUAGAAGAUAAUCCAUAUACGGUGAAGCUGCGGGAGGUGUUUCCCCAUGGGACGGUAAUCGUGUUGGUGUUUGAGUACAUGCUGUCCGAUCUGUCCGAGGUGGUGCGGAACUCGGAAAAACCUCUCUCAGAAGCCCAGGUGAAGUCCUUCAUGCUGAUGUUGCUGAAAGGGGUGGCCUUCUGCCACGAAAACAACAUCAUGCAUCGGGACUUGAAGCCAGCUAACCUUCUAAUCAGCUCAACCGGACAUCUGAAGAUCGCUGACUUUGGUCUUGCAAGAGUGUUUGAAAACAAACGUGACAGGCAGUACAGCCAUCAGGUGGCAACACGAUGGUACAGAGCACCGGAGUUGUUGUACGGAGCCAGGAAAUAUGAUGAGGGUGUGGAUCUGUGGGCUGUGGGCUGCAUUUUUGGAGAGCUGCUCAACAACUCCCCUCUGUUCCCAGGGGAAACCGACAUAGAGCAGUUGGUGUACGUCCUCCGCGUGCUGGGCACCCCCAACAAGGAGACGUGGCCGGGGAUGACGGACCUGCCAGACUACCACAAGAUCUCCUUCCCAUACAACCCCCCGAUCCCCUUCGAGAUCCUCCCCGACGCAUCCCCAGUAGCCCUGGAUCUCCUGAAGAAGUUCCUGGUUUACCCCACCAAGAAAAGGAUAUCGGCUAAGGAGGCACUCCUGCAUCCAUACUUCUUCACGGAGCCCCUGCCUGCCCAUCACUCCGAGCUGCCCAUCCCCCAGCGCACCCGUCGGAGUGGGUUGCAUCACAAGCAUCAGACCCACGAAUACACAAUGGACACUCCCCUGGAGGACUCGUUGCUGGACCCCGAACUGAUAGCACCUCAUGCCAUCAGGCUGAAAUAGAAGAUCAUCAGGCUGAAAAUAGAAGAUUCUUGUGGGACCCCCAGACUGAUAACAUGCCAUACUGUCAGGCUGAAAUAGAAGAUCCUUGAUGGACUUUGAACUAAUAGCUUCCCACAAUGUCAGAUUCAAAUUGAAGACCCUAAGUUAAUAGCAUCCAACACCCAGCAAAUCACAUGAUAGUUUCUACGCCUAGGGUGUAUGAUGCAAUGUCAUGUGAAUGCUGCUCCUAACACCCCACCUUCCCACCAAUCAUAUUACAUGGAUGAUGGACUGCAGUCAGUUUAAUGAAUUGCACUGUGAACUGUUAUUUCACAACAUAUUUCAUGACUUAUCUUUCUUUGGUGGAUGGUAAGGUAAGAUGUUAUCUAACUGGGUUUUAUUCUCUUCUUGUUAUGAUGUACAAUUGAGAAUUGAAAAGGACAAAAGAUGGCAAAGAAUGUCCCCAUCCUCCUUAUUAUUUAUAUCAUAGUACAGCUGUUCAUUACAGUGCUGACAAGUCAUCAAUUUGACCAGACCUACCUUGCUUUGCUGGUACUUGUAGUCCAGUACCCCUGAAGAUCUUGGGUUAGAAUUGGUCUUCAGUAACCCAUGCUUGUCGUAAGAAGCUUACUAACAGGAUCGUGUGGUCAGGCUUUGCUGACUUUGUUGACACAUGUCACCAAGGUGUGCAUAUCUGACUCUGGAUUAUUACAGACCACUUUCAUAUAUAGCUGGGCAUGUGAUGAGAGACACUGUUAAACAUAGAAAGCACUGUUUAACAUGAUCCAGAAGAAUGUUCUGUUGUGCAAAUGGUGUACAGAGAAUUUUCAUUAAUACCAGGUUAACUUCUAUAAUUAUGAAUAUCUGAACCUUCAAGCUGUGUUGUCAUUAAUCCAUAUCCGCUUGAAUUAUCAUAUUUCUUGAAAAGAUUUCUUUCAAUUGUAUGGCAAGGCAAUUUUCAUGAAUAAAAAUUUAAAAGAAACUGU
Molecule: messenger RNA, 2106 nt
Organism: Haliotis rubra (blacklip abalone)
Lineage: Eukaryota; Metazoa; Mollusca; Gastropoda; Lepetellida; Haliotidae
Product: cyclin-dependent kinase 20-like
Biological process (GO): protein phosphorylation
Cellular component (GO): nucleus
Molecular function (GO): ATP binding; cyclin-dependent protein serine/threonine kinase activity
Source: RefSeq, a predicted model, not a curated record